CUCUUUUCUCCGCCACCAUCUUUCGGAUUUUUCAUUUAAUAAAAAGACAGAAAAAUGGGUGAUGAAUGGGGUGCAGAUGAAACUGCAGCAGAUCAGUAUGCAGUGGUUGCUGCACCAGAAAUUAGGCUUUUUGGCAAAUGGAGUACUGAUGAUGUCCAAGUCAGCGAUAUCAGCUUGACAGAUUACAUUGCUGUCAAAGAUAAGAAUUCCACUUUUUUGCCACAUACUUCUGGAAGAUAUGCUGUAAAAAGAUUCAGGAAAGCACAAUGUCCAAUAGUUGAAAGACUAACUAAUUCAAUGAUGAUGCAUGGAAGAAACAAUGGAAAGAAGCUCAUGACUGUCAGGAUAGUGAAGCACGCUUUUGAAAUCAUCCACCUGCUCACAGGAGAAAAUCCAGUACAGGUUUUGGUUGAUGCUAUUAUUAACAGUGGACCUCGUGAAGACUCAACUCGUAUUGGUCGUGCUGGGACAGUUAGACGUCAGGCAGUUGAUGUUGCUCCCUUAAGACGGGUCAACCAGGCUAUCUGGCUUCUUUGCACAGGGGCACGUGAGGCUGCUUUCAGGAACAUCAAAACUAUUGCUGAAUGUCUUGCUGAUGAGCUCAUCAAUGCAUCCAAGGGGUCAUCCAAUUCAUAUGCAAUCAAAAAGAAGGAUGAAUUAGAGCGUGUUGCCAAAUCCAACCGUUAAUACUUGUAUUUAGCAAUGUAUUGAAAGAAAGUCAGUUGAACAA
This is a messenger RNA of Rhopilema esculentum, 730 nucleotides long. Its product is annotated as small ribosomal subunit protein uS7. Gene Ontology annotation, biological process: translation. Gene Ontology annotation, molecular function: structural constituent of ribosome; RNA binding. The record is from RefSeq and is a predicted model, not a curated record. NCBI's taxonomy places the organism in Eukaryota, Metazoa, Cnidaria, Scyphozoa, Rhizostomeae, Rhizostomatidae. Gene Ontology annotation, cellular component: small ribosomal subunit.